CGACACAUCAUCGUAACUUUACCACACAGCCACACAUCAAAGCACCAAUCUCUUCUCUUCAAAAUUCCCAAUCACCAUUUUCACAUGCAACCAACAACAAAUGCACAUUCAAUUUCCAACUUCUUGACACUCUCUUCUCUCUCCUCCCACCAUGUCGGCGAACGUCACAGCCCCUCCGUUACUCUUCUUCGUACGCUCCUCAACGGCGCCGUCGUCCAAAAAGAACAAGAAGUAUCAUCAUCAGCAACGAGCACUGGGAAAUUUCGGUCACUUUGGUCAAGUGGUUCGUAAGGAUAUGGAGUUUCUCAAGAGAGGAUUUAACAAUGGUGUCUCGUGGGCCAAUGAUGCCUUUCGCAUUCCUCGUAUUGCUAAGAAAAUUGAUGACCUUGUUUGGCUUCGUAAUCUUGAAGACCCUCAUGCUACUUCCUUUUCUACCCCUUCUUGGCCUGAGCCUUGGUACCCAGGACUGUCUGGAGUGGAUCUGCUUAUGUAUGAUCUUAAGGCCUUGGAAGCAUAUGCUAGUUACUUCUAUCAUUUGUCUAAGAUUUGGUCAAAGCCACUGCCUGAAGCUUAUGAUCCCCAGGAUGUUGCUCACUAUUUCAGUGCCAGGCCCCAUGUCGUGGCCCUUCGUAUUAUUGAGGUGUGUUCCUCCUUUGCCUCUGCCAUGGUCAGUAUUCGAACUGCAGGGCUUAGAAAGUUUCUACCAAUGAACGCAGAAGAGGAUGCGGACGAUAAAACAUCUGAAUAUAAUUUUGGUUUAGUGUUAAAGGAAACAAUGCUUAAACUUGGACCCACCUUUAUAAAAGUUGGUCAAUCGCUUUCCACAAGGCCAGAUAUCAUUGGUUUUGAAAUGUCCAAGGCACUGUCACAAUUGCAUGAUCAGAUUCCUCCUUUUCCCAGGAAUGUUGCUAUGAAGAUUCUUGAGGAAGAAUUGGGAUCUCCUUUGGAAUCAUUUUUCAGUUACAUUUCUGAAGAACCUAUAGCCGCUGCAUCAUUUGGUCAGGUUUACUUUGCUCGUACUAUUGACGGUGUUAAUGUUGCUGUAAAAGUUCAACGUCCUAAUUUGCAUCAUGUGGUGGUGCGGGAUAUAUACAUUCUUCGUCUUGGGUUAGGACUGCUGCAAAAGAUUGCCAAGAGAAAGAGUGACCCUCGCUUUUAUGCCGAUGAGCUUGGGAAAGGUUUUGUUGGUGAAUUGGAUUACACUUUAGAGGCUGCAAAUGCUUUGAAGUUUCGGGAAGUUCACUCAUCAUUCUCUUUCAUGCGUGUGCCAAAAAUAUUUUUACAUUUAAGUCGAAAGAGAGUACUCACCAUGGAGUGGAUGGUUGGUGAAAGUCCCACGGAAUUGCUCUCUGUAUCUGCCGCAAAAUCUACUGGAGAGGUCUCUGAAUAUUCAGAAAGGCAAAAAUUAGAUGCAAAAAGGCGUCUUCUUGACAUGGUCAAUAAAGGUGUUGAAGCAACGUUGGUGCAACUUCUUGAAACGGGCUUAUUACAUGCUGAUCCACAUCCUGGUAACUUGCGCUACACUUCAUCAGGAGAAAUAGGGUUUCUAGAUUUUGGUUUGCUUUGUCAAAUGGAAAAAACACAUCAAUUUGCUAUGCUGGCUUCAAUAGUUCAUAUAGUAAACGGUGACUGGGCAUCCCUUGUCCGCGCACUGAUUGAUAUGGAUAUGGUGAGGCCUGGGACAAAUAUCCGGCUUGUUACAAUGGAACUGGAACAGGCCUUGGGAGAAGUAGAUUUUAAGGAUGGAAUUCCUGAUGUGAAGUUCAGCAUGGUUCUGGGAAGGAUUUGGUCUGUAGCACUCAAGUAUCAUUUCCGUAUGCCACCAUAUUAUACACUUGUCUUACGAUCCCUAGCCUCCUUCGAAGGUUUGGCCAUAGCGGCAGAUACAAACUUCAAGACUUUUGAAGCGGCCUACCCUUACGUUGUUCGAAAACUUCUGACAGAAAACUCUGCCGCGACAAGGAAAAUAUUGCAUUCGGUGCUUCUAAAUCGAAAGAAGGAGUUCCAGUGGCAAAGGCUUUCCCUAUUCCUGAGGGUAGGGGCAACUAGGAAAGCCUUGCAACUAGCAGCUUCAAAUAGCGAGACUUCCUCCAGUCAUUUACCAAAUAAGGCCACUGGUACAUUUGAUAUUGCAUACUUGAUCUUGAGGCUUUUACCAUCCAAAGAUGGCGCCGCUUUACGAAGGCUUCUCAUGACUGCUGACGGAGCUUCUUUAAUUCGAGCAAUGGUCUCAGAGGAGGGAAAGGUCAUCCGCGAACAACUUUGCAAGGUCAUAACCGAUGCUUUAUGCCAAUGGAUGAUUAAACUAUUUGGACAAGGAGUUACAGAUACUCAGUAUCCCAGGGUGAUGUUGACCUCUAAUGGACCUAGCAACAAAGAAUCAAGUCGGUCCCCUCGUUCAUCCUCGCCUGCAUACGAUUAUAAUUCCAUCUUUAGAGAUCGGCGGCUUCGUGUGAUAUUUUCUAAGGUUGUGAAAUCUGCAAGCAGUGAUAAAAUAUUGAUGCUUCGGUUCUGUUGGUCUUCCCUUCUUAUAUUCAUUACAGCUUCAGCUUUGGCUUGCCACAGGGUUGUUCUGUCUAUGUCUGAGGUUUACUUGGGUUCGAUAUUCAAUGCACCUAAGCGUAAGAGAUAUGCAGUCAGUGCAUGAAUAUAUACAUUCAUAGAACAUUACUAUUAUCCAACAAUUUUCAAAGAAAGCAAUGUUUAGGCUUUGGAGGCAAUUUAGUGUGAGAAAGGUGAAAUAUGGAUAUAGGAUUACAGAGUCUUUUGGUUACAAUUACUUUUUAUAUAUGGGGGAUACUCUGUAUUCUGUGAGCUGAUAUUGUUGCAGUCCAGAUUCGGGUACCCUACAAUAAUGUAUAGUUUCAUGUAAAGUGAGUGCUACAUUAUUUUUUUAUCCAUUUCAGAAUAAAGAUAGAUGUAUUUAAUUAUUAA
Messenger RNA from Cicer arietinum (chickpea), 2934 nucleotides. RefSeq lists its product as uncharacterized. Gene Ontology annotation, molecular function: ATP binding; protein kinase activity. Gene Ontology annotation, biological process: protein phosphorylation. The record is from RefSeq and is a predicted model, not a curated record. Lineage: Eukaryota; Viridiplantae; Streptophyta; Magnoliopsida; Fabales; Fabaceae.